AUGGAACAGAAAAGAAUUUAUGACGUCUGUAACAACGUGCCUAAAGGAAUGAUUGUUGUAGUUAAAGACUGGGAUCUGGUUAUCAAAAAACGUACUAUAGAGGAAACUGUAAAUAAGAUAAACUUCCUGAAUUUCGACCCAGUGUUUUCGCAAUACCACGAACACCCACGUUUGCUACACGCUGUAUCUCAAUUAAUCGGGGAGAAUAUAUCCUUAAUUAAUAGCAUGGUAAUCAAUAAACCACCUGGUUCCAAAUGGCAUCCACCACAUCAGAAUUUUAAAAAUCAAAUGUUCUUCACGAUCUCGGACGUAGACGUGGUGGCCCCCGUCAGUAAGCGGCUGAGUUUAACGCCGAUGGAGCCCGGGGAUACGGUCAUCUUCCACUCCCUGACGGUGCACGGAUCCUGGGCCAACACAUCCAACCUUUUCAGGAAAGCUAUAACAGCCGUAUACAGCAGCCAAGAAUGUGAAUACAUAGACGUUAAAGGAUCUCUCCAGGAGACUUUUGAAAUUGAAAUCAAUAACGAAUUGAAGAGAACGCACGGAUCGGAUUUACAGCAUCUAGUGAUUAAUCUUUCUUUAUAA
This is a messenger RNA of Diatraea saccharalis (sugarcane borer), 585 nucleotides long. NCBI's taxonomy places the organism in Eukaryota, Metazoa, Arthropoda, Insecta, Lepidoptera, Crambidae. The record is from the annotation of a GenBank genome assembly.